AUGGUGGAUUUUAGUGGGUUAAAUCGUGGUUAUGCUUUUUGUAUGUAUACUAAUCGUGAUGAUACUAAACGAGCUGUAAAUGAAUUAAAUUGUUAUGAAAUUCGUAAAGGUAAAAUAUUAGGCGUUUGUUUCAGUAUUGAUAAUUGUCAUUUAUUCAUCGGUGUUAUACCUAAAUUGAAAGCGAAAGAUGAAUUAAUGUUGUAA
Molecule: messenger RNA, 204 nt
Organism: Schistosoma guineensis
Lineage: Eukaryota; Metazoa; Platyhelminthes; Trematoda; Strigeidida; Schistosomatidae
Source: the annotation of a GenBank genome assembly